GCGUGAAGUUCGGAUGUAGCGCGGCUAAUACAUGUCAACAUGUCACUUCUCAGAGUUAGUACUGCCGCAAAAUGUUUACACCACUGGGUUUUCGUCGGAAGGCGAGCUGCAUUUGUGGACAGUUGUCAACGUUGUUUGUGGAUCCGGAAUGGUGGAGUGAGACGAAUAUCAGAGACACCGUUACAAAGACAACAAAGCAAGGUCUCCUUUUCAUACCCACGGACAGAUGAUACAAAGAAAAGAGUCCUGGAGCAAUCUCAGCUUUUAGAUGUGCUUGAAGCCAGGAUACAUCAACUUCAAACCGACGUCGUUCUAGAUGUCCAACAAACCAACGUGCAAUUUGUUCAAGCUCGCUCUUCUGGGAGAAGUUUGCCCACUGGGAGAUCUUCUAAACACCCGGCUCAAGAGAAGGCUGACAUUCCCAAAUCAGGGCUGACCGCUGGGAAGGACUGCUCUAAAUUGCAGCCCAGCCGCUGGAUAGAAAAGUUGUCUAAGGAAAAGAAAAACAAACUUAGGAAACAGCAGCACAUCCAACAGAAAGGACCAAAGAAGGUCAAGGAGAAACCAGCAGUGCCAGAUCCUGUUGUAGAAAAGAAGUCGCUAUUACCAGGUACAAGCCAUAAAAACAUAUCUUUUAAAGCUAAUAAGAUGGCUCCCUCUGCGAAGAAAAGCAAAAACAGCAUGAAACUGGCCGAUCAAAUACGUGCUGCUGUGUCCUCGAAACGCACGCCUUCAUCUGUGGUAAGGGCAGCUGCUACGCCACAGGAGACGUCAUCCAAAGGGAACUGGAAAGACUCUAAAAAGCAGGCUUCAGUUGGACAAGAUAAAAAACAGGCUUCUAAUCCUACAUUCACCCCUGAGGAGCAGUCGAAAUUAGAGGAACUGCAGAGAAGGCUGAAUGUGCAAGAGACUCUGCUGCCAUCUUCCUGUGCGACCAAUCCUGAGGCAGAUAAAGGAACAGCAUACUUGGAGAUCCAGUCUAACAUCCGCUCUUAUCUGGAGGCAUGUGUCUUUUUGGGGGACGUUGAGCGGGCAAGCAGUUUCCUGCUGAGCCAGCACAGAGUUUUGAGUCGACGGAAGCAUCUUGACACCAGUAUCUACAACAUCAUGAUGAAGGUCUGGGCCAAGAAGGGAACAUUGAACCAUAUUGGUCGUCUCUUUAUUCUGCUGGAGGAAGCCGGUCUCAAGCCUGAUCUAGGAUCAUACAGUGCUGCUCUGGAGUGCAUGGGUCGUAACCCUGACUUCUCUCAACGGGUUAUCACCAGGUGUCUGACCCAAAUGGAGGAAGACGGACUGUCUCUGGAUAAUCUUUUCAGCAAGUGUGUCUUCUGGCAGGAUGAAAGAGACAUGGUCAUGAAAGCCAUUCGCGCCGUCAAACCAGAUUAUCAGCCUAGUCACAACGUCACCACCAGCAAUUCUCCUCCAUCACUAAUUGAGGAUUUCUAUCUGAAGAGAGAUAACCACCAGUACCCAAAGCUGGACUUCACACAGGCAGAGCUCCAAGAGCGUUUUCAGCUUCAGCUCGACAUGGAAGAGUCCUGCACAGUCACAAUUGACUCUGUGGAGGUUUCCAAGCAAGUCACUGAAAAUAUGACCAAAAUGAGGGAGCUGCUGGCUGAGCAGAGGGUGCAGUGGCAAAAGGUUCUGCUUCAAGCUUUCAGGGAAAGCAAAAUGAUCCUGGCCAAAGCCAACACCAGGGACUAUAAACUGAAUAUUUACCCGUAUCUGUGCCUGCUGGAGGAUAGAGAGUAUGUUAACAUCAUGAUUCAGAGUGUCACCAGUCUGCCCCCUAGCGGAGAGUCCCUGAAGAUUUUAGCCAGAGAUCUGGGCAACAGAGUCUUCACCAAAUACGCUGUCCAGCAGAAGCAUCAAAAUCAGACUGUGAAAAAGUUGAACACCGUCUACAGCAGUUACACGGAACUGUUGGCCAAGGAUACCAAGACGUUCAACCUCCUACCCAGAGAACUUUGGUGCAGGCUUGAGCAGGAGCAAAGUUUUGGACCCACGCUGCAGGGAUGUGAGAGCCACUGGUCAUUUGUGGUCACUCUGGACCUGGGUACUUAUUUGGUGGAUUUGAUGGUCAAGAACCUGAAAAUUGAUAGCGACAUUCUGAACCCAAGCUUUGAGAAGAAGAGCAUUCCCAUCCUUUACCACAUGUACACAUUUCGCAGCACCCGACAGGUCGGGUUCAUCAAACCUCACCCUAUCCUGACUCAGAUGCAGCAGGACGCCAUGGAGACCAAGUUGACCUUUGACUCCUACAUGAUGCCAAUGCUUUGCCCUCCUGUGCCGUGGACUUCAGUCAAGUUUGGAGCCUACCUUUUGACACCGACUAAACUGAUGCGCUCAACGGAUGGUGCCACGCAACACGAGGUGUUAUUGGAGAAUUGCCAGAACAUCGAUGCGGUUCUGGACUCGCUCAACCAGCUCGGAAACUGUGCCUGGCAGAUCAACAAGCCCAUUCUGGAUAUUAUUAUUUCAAUAUUUAAUGAUCGAGGAAGUGAAAAACUUGACAUCCCACCUCCCAUGUCUGAAGCUCCCAAAAUACCUCAGUUCAACAGCCACAAUUCCUCUUACACGUCGAGUGAGAAGGCGCACAUGAAAAGGGAAGUCCUGAGUGCCAAGAAGAAAUGUGGUGAGAUGCACAGUCUGCGAAUGGAUGCACUUUAUAAACUCUCUAUUGCCAAUCAUGUCAGAGACAAAAUCUUCUGGUUCCCUCACAACAUGGACUUCAGGGGACGGACAUACCCUUGCCCCCCGUACUUCAAUCACCUGGGAAGUGAUGUGACCAGGGCCAUUCUGGUGUUUGCUGAGGGGAAGCCCCUCGGUCCCAAGGGGCUGGACUGGCUGAAAAUCCACUUAGUUAACCUGACAGGGUUGAAGAAGAGGAAUUCACUACAAGAAAGACUGGAGUAUGCCAACACCAUCAUGGAGGACAUACUGGACUCUGCAGACAAACCAUUGGAUGGAAGAAAAUGGUGGAUGAAUGCAGAUGAACCCUGGCAGGCUCUGGCUUGCUGCAUGGAGAUCGCCAAUGCAGCGAGAUCUCCUGACCCUGAAAACUUUGUGUCACAUUUUCCAGUUCAUCAGGACGGCUCGUGUAAUGGUCUCCAGCACUACGCUGCUCUGGGCAGAGAUGUUAUUGGGGCCACAUCAGUCAACCUUGUGCCCUGCGAUGUGCCCCAGGAUGUGUAUAGCGGUGUAGCCCAGCAGGUGGAGGAAUUCCGUGCUCAGGAUGCACAGACCGGUCUAAGGAUUGCUCAAGUCCUCGAGGGCUUCAUCAGCAGGAAGGUGGUCAAACAGACUGUGAUGACUGUGGUGUAUGGGGUCACGCGCUACGGAGGGCGGCUGCAGAUCGAGAAAAGGCUGAAGGAGAUUGAUGAGUUCCCGAAGGAGUUUGUCUGGGAUGCAUCUCACUACCUGGUGCGUUUGGUCUUCAGCAGCUUAAAGUCCAUGUUUAAAGGCACCAGAGAAAUCCAGGACUGGCUGACCGAGAGUGCCAGGCUCAUCUCCAAGUCUGGCCACACUGUGGAGUGGGUGACACCUUUGGGGUUACCCAUCAUCCAGCCUUAUCACCGCGCACGCAACCAAGUGCUGAAGAGUAACAUGCAACACAUCAACCUCCAGAUCACACACGACACCAAAGAGAGACCCGACACGGUGAAGCAGAAGAACGCCUUCCCUCCAAACUUCAUCCACUCACUGGACUCCACGCACAUGAUGUUGACCGCCCUCCAUUGUUACAGUUUUGGUUUGACGUUCGUCUCGGUCCACGACUGUUUCUGGACUCACGCUCUCACUGUUGACACCAUGAACAAGGUCUGCAGAGAGCAGUUUGUCGCACUGCAUAGUCAGCCAAUUCUGCAAGAGCUGUCCAACUUCCUGCUCCACAAGUACUGCACCGGGCUCCCGAUGGAUGUGAAGAACAAGAAGUAUCAGGAGUACAGGCGGCUGAUGCUGCUGCUGGCCAACGUGCCUCAGAGAGGGGACUUUGAUCUCCAGCAGGUGAAAGAAUCCACUUACUUCUUCAGCUGAGACUCGCAUGACAACACGUCGGAGGGCGGAGUGGAAUUGACAGAGCCCAGCGGGGGACGCUGUCGGACUGGUCUCCGCAGGUUUUUUGUCUCAGCUGGACGUCACUUGAUCGAUCCGAGAGCGACUCCAGGUCCACUCUGACUGGAUCUGCCUGAUUCAACCAUGACUGUGAGGAAGACACGAGCGGCUGGUGGAUAGAAGCACUUAAAUCACUGAAGACUCAACUAGAUGUUGGUGUGCGAGAGCUGAAAUGAGCCUCAUUAUCGCGCAGCAAUUCCGCUCGAUAACAUCUUGAAGCUGGGGAGUGUGAUUUCUGCUGACUAGUGUGAGAGUGUGCAGGGCUGCAGCCUCAGACCGGGAUAUCCUGCUCAUGACUGGCUGCCUUCCCACCUCACAUCUCUCGGAGGAGGCUGCGAUUCACUCUGACACCUCGGUUUUUCCGUUAAGACUUUUGUAAAACUAUGUCAAGGGAGUCGCACAGUAGCGAGUCAUGAGUCUGUGACUAGAUGUUCUCUUCAUCAUGGAGACUAUUAAGAAAUGUACGCUGUCAAUCAUGGCAAGUCCUUAUCUAUUACAUUUUAAUACAUGCACUGAAAUUAUGUAUAUAUACCUUUCACGGUCUCAAAGUGUCAUUUGUCAUUUUUAACCCCUUUUUUUUUAACCAUCUCAGCUGCUGCACUCUGCUUUUGUGUGAAUGUAACUAAACCUGAGGCAGGGUGCAGUGGACGCAGUUUGAUGAUCCACAUUGUCAUCUAAAACAAGGGUUCUUAAGCUUUUUGAUAUCGGGGUCCACCUUUCCCAGAAAAAACGGACCGCUUGAAUUCAUUUGUGAUCAAUAACCAUAUUUAAUCUCCUUAUACGUAAACAAAUCUCUUGUGAAAUGACAUGUGAUCAUCAAAAAGCCCAACCAGCAGCAGAACCAGCUGCAAGGCUUAGUCAUCAAAUUUACUAAAGAAAAAAAAUAUGCAAACUGAUCAGAAAAUUGGAAAAAGAAAGAAAAUUCUGAAUAAAAUAAAUAUAAUAAAACCGUGUCUAAAUAUUAUAAAAUUAAAAUCAUACAUUUUAUUUAAACCCCAAAGAAGAUAUAAGUGAAAUGUAAAUAAAAGUAUGGCCAUAAAAUGGUUUAUAAUAAAUAUAUAUAAAAUUAAAUUAAUUUUCAAAACUGCUUCAACAGGUGCUUUCAUUAACAGUUUUUACUGUUGGGGCCGCCAUCACUUCAUUAUCAUUUUUCUUUUGAAAAACUUUCAGUGACACACUACUGCCACCAUACGUGGCUUGUGUAUUAAAACUGAGCGUCUCACGGCCCAAAGGGGUGAAACUAAAAAACUUUUAGCGGCCCAACCAUGGGCCCCGGCUCUAUGGUUAAGAAUCACUGGUCUAAACAAUACACCUUUGAAAGCAAUACCA
Molecule: messenger RNA, 5442 nt
Organism: Synchiropus splendidus (mandarinfish)
Lineage: Eukaryota; Metazoa; Chordata; Actinopteri; Syngnathiformes; Callionymidae
Gene: polrmt
Product: polymerase (RNA) mitochondrial (DNA directed)
Exons: 21
Coding region: 40-4035 (1331 amino acids)
Biological process (GO): mitochondrial transcription
Cellular component (GO): mitochondrial DNA-directed RNA polymerase complex
Molecular function (GO): mitochondrial promoter sequence-specific DNA binding; DNA-directed RNA polymerase activity; protein binding
Source: RefSeq, a predicted model, not a curated record